Messenger RNA from Ostrea edulis (European flat oyster), 4037 nucleotides. Its product is annotated as receptor-type tyrosine-protein phosphatase kappa-like. Gene Ontology annotation, molecular function: protein tyrosine phosphatase activity. Bases 1069 to 3111 code for a protein of 680 amino acids. Gene Ontology annotation, biological process: protein dephosphorylation. The record is from RefSeq and is a predicted model, not a curated record. The transcript is spliced from 19 exons. NCBI's taxonomy places the organism in Eukaryota, Metazoa, Mollusca, Bivalvia, Ostreida, Ostreidae.
GUGUGUAAAGGCGGAUUUCAUGGACUGAACUGCUCUGAAUCAUGCGGACACUGUGAGACAGGAACGUUCUGUGACAAAUCGACAGGGAUUUGUCCAAAAGGAUGUAAGGAUCACUGGAAUGGAACAAAAUGCGAUGUUUGUGCUGACGGAUUUUAUGGCGGUGACUGUGAUAAUGCAUGUGGACAUUGUAAAACAAUACAACCCGUGUGUGAGAAAACCGAAGGGAACUGCUCUGCUGGCUGUCAACAGGAAUGGGAGGGACCACACUGCGAUGGUAACUGGAUAAAAUUGAACAUAAAUGAAAAAAAACAAACAAUAAGCCACCUUUUCUACAAUAUGUAGACGUUUGUAUUAGUCUAUGUUUCUUGGUGUUUUUACACCCAUACGAAAUUUUAUUGGAACAGCUUGUGUCAAAUUUAUUUCACAAACUUCGAAUUCAAAAUGAUCACAAGACAACAAUUAUUUCCAAUCGCAUUUAUCUAUCAAAAUGAUUGAAUAAUUGAAUACAUAGCCCUUAAAAUGACAUUUCCUAAUUCUUAUCAAUCGCGUCCUCGUUCAUUUAGAUGAAAGGUAAUGAAAACGAAUAGCGAUUAAUCUCAUAAUUCCUAUAAGCAAUGCAAAAUAAAAAGUUGGGCAAACAUGGAUUGCUGAAAUGAAAAUUUUUGAUUUCAUUGGCAUGUUUGAACCAGGAAAAAAAACUUGCGUUCCGGAAAUUAUGAAAAUGGAUAUUGUUUUCAUUGGAAAGGGGUGAUUCCGUAUAACAAGAGAUGAUAAUUAUUGAUCAAUUCAAUAUUUAAAUUCAAUAUUAUACGAACUCAUAUAUUAAUUCAUCUCAUGAAUCAAUGACAAUUAGAUCUUUUCGAUUUGGGUCCGAAUAUAUUAUGUAAGUGCAGUCAGCGACCAAUUAUUCACUCCCUAAUCAUUGUUAUCCAUGUGGUCUAGUUAAUUAUAUCUGCAGAACUACAAAACAAGUCACGUGUUUCAAUGUUCUUUGAAACGAUUCGAUUAUAGUUGUUAAAGAGUGACCAUAUACUACAAGUCAACGUGUCUAGUGUAAAUUAUAGUGGUAUGAAUUUUCAGUUUUCUGUUUCAGUUCACUCUCUAAAAGUUAGUACUGCGGAUUCCCAAAAAGCAAUAAUAGGCGGAACGGUAUCCACUGCUGCUGUCUUGUUGAUACUUGGAGCUGUGUUGAUUAUAAUUCUAAGGCGCCGAAUGAGUAAAUCGGAUAGUGCAAGUGAAAGAAGUGAUGUCCAAAACUUCACGUUCAGAAAAGGAUUAAACAAGAGCAGAGCCAAUCAAUAUGCAAACAUCAGUGGUACGCAUCAAAACAUCACAGAAACUCAAUCAGAUGCAUCAUGCAAUGUACCGGAAAUAAAAGAGACUGAAGACGGUGGGUAUUACAACACAGUCCAGAUCAACACAGACAUACGAAUUGAAGAUCUACAGGACGUGAUUCUGAGAAAGAGCGAGGGAGAGAACAACACUUUUCUCCACGAAUACAAGAAAUUUCCACCUGGAGACGUCAACAUCUGUCAAACUGCAAAGAAGACGGAUAAUGUCGUUAAAAAUCGCUUCAAAACCACAUUUCCAUACGAACAUUCCAGAGUGGUACUCAAAGAAAAGUGGAGUGAUUCCGAGAAUGACUACAUUAAUGCAAAUUUCAUUAAGGAUUGCAAUGGCGAGAAAAUCUACAUAGCAGCACAAGGUCCAAAAAACAACACCCUGACAGAUUUCUGGAGAAUGAUUUGGCAAGAAAGCAUCGAAACAAUUGUAAUGUUGACUAAUUUGAUAGAAAAUGGAAAGAACAAGUGUACUCAGUAUUGGCCUGAAAAGGGAAAAGUCAUGGAAGUUGGACCAUGUAAAGUAACUUUGGUUAAGGAGACUGCGUAUUCAUUUCACAUCGUUCGGAUACUUUCUGUGCAACGGAAGAACUCACCCAACAAGAGAAGAAUUUCCCAGUUCCAUUAUAUCGCAUGGCCAGAUCACGGGACCCCGGAAGAGUUGGGACUUGCACAAUUUCAUUCAGUCGUAACCAGGGCAUGUUCUCCGGGUACACCAUGCUUAGUACACUGCAGUGCUGGGGUUGGAAGGACGGGCACCUAUAUUGCUUUGGACUCGUUACUUAAGCAUGGAAAAGAAACAGAAAGGAUCAAUGUUUUUGAGUUUGUGAAAAAGAUGAGAGAGGACCGAAUGACCAUGGUCCAAACACCGGAACAGUAUGUAUUUCUGCAUAAAGCAUUACUAUGUGGAUUUCAAGACAAGAAUACAUUGGUGCCGGAAAGCGACUUUCUAGCAAAAACAACCAAAUUGCUGAAUGACACAUCGCCUCUGAAUCAACGCCAUCUUUACGAAGAGUUUAAGUUCUUAUCAGAAUUGAAACCCGUCCAUGAGAAAAAUGAAGAAGCUGAGAAUGCAGAAAACAGGGAGAAGAAUGUCACCAUGGACAUACUCCCAGUUUCAAAGUAUCAACCAUUCCUUACGACUUUCGUAAAAGGAAGAAACGAUUAUAUAAAUGCUAUCAGGGUACCGUCUUUCACAAACUCUACUGGAUUUAUCAUGACCCAAAUGCCCCUUUCUGGUACCGAGGUGGACCUGUGGAGAUUGUGCAUGGACCAUGACGCUGAGGCAAUGGUGAUAUUGAAUGACAAUUCCGAGGAUAUCGCGUGGCUUCCCAGGAGGGGAUUGUCUCAGUCUUGCCCACCAUUUAUCCUCAGAACUGGAAACACAGGGAGCGAUAUGAACGGCGUUUCACAGGACAGCCUAACAAUUUCAUGCAAUGAGCAAAAAAGGACCAUUGAUGUAUUUCAAAUGCCUUCAGGGAAUGAUAAUUCCAUGCUCAAAGGUACAGACCUAUUGCUGGAAAAGGGAAAAGAAUCCAAUUUUACCAUGAUCGUUAUCAGCAGGAACGGUGCCGGAGCAACAGGGAUAUUCUGUGUUUUACAUAACGCCCUACAACAGCUUCGUAUGGACGGAGAAGUGGACAUAUUUACGGCGGUCAGACAGAUACAGACCAGGAGACCGGAAGUCAUCACGGACCUGGAGGCGUAUAGACGUUGUUACCACCUGAUGUCGCUGUUUCUGUCUGAAGAUGGAAUAUAUGCAAAUAUGUGACGAAGACGUGACUUACAAUCUGUCCAACAAACGUUUGAAUUUUUACCAUGUUUAGACUUAUCUUUCUUAUGCUAGUGUUCAGCGUUUUGAAUUCGUUUUUAUUGCUUGAUAAGUUUAUCAUACAAUGCGGUAGUUUGACGGUAUAUUGUAAAUUCUUUGAAGUCCUAUUUGAUAUAUUUUGAUAUGUAUCAUCGCUUUAAAACAGUAUUUUCAAUCAAAUAGAACUGUAUCAUUAGAUAUGAAUUGAAGUUCUGAGUAUGUCUUUCCAGCGUUUGACUGUUUUUAAUGAUUUAAAAUAGAAAUUGUUGUAAGGAAAGAAAAAAUGUGCGCGUUCUAUAUAUCCAUCGUUUGGAAAAAGAAAACGAUAUAUGUUUCGUAAAUUGAAUUGAAUGUGAUUUAUACUAUGCAAAUUGAUCUGUUCUUAAAUUGUUGCAUUUAGAUAUACACCUUUUGCGUAAAUUGUAUCUUGACAUAUUUGAUAUCCUACACUAGGACUAUAUAGUGGUCUACUAAAAUUUCGCAAUUUGGCGGCUUCUUGUAUUUUACAAUGUUUUUAUAAUGAGGCACUAUAUGUAGAUGCACAAAAAUAUUAAUCAGAAAUUGCAUAAAUAUAUUCUUUUCAGCGAACUUAUUUCAUUUACUGAAAAUUAAGAUGAAAAAUCCAAUAUGCUACGAAAAGUAAAUUCGUCAAAAUAAAACAGAGAAUAUCAUCAAUAAUGAAUCAAACACGUACACAGAGAUAGAAAGGUUUGAUUAUGAACACAUUGUAUACACUAUACACUACCAAGAAAGCUAGAAAAUAGCAUACAAACCAUUCUCAUAAAUUAUGAAGUCACCACGGUUACUACUUGUACAAUCUAUAUUAGGGAUAUGAAUUUAUUGCUUUAUGAUUUUUAUGAAUAAAUGUGAUUAAUAUCAUUCAUAAA